CUAAUAAAGUUGGUGUAUUGGGUGCUCCUAGUGGAGGUGAGCCUUUCACAAAGCAACUUUCAGUUGCAUAAGCCGUACGAUCAACCUACUGCGAAUCGUUAUAGUAAAAGCAAUGGAGUUGAAAGGUUUUGGGUCUUCAGCAACGAUAAACCAUUCAAAGAGGGCAGCCCUACUAAGCCUCGCACUGAAAUGCGCAUAUCGGGAAAUGACUACACCUCAGGAAUAUGGCAAUUCGAGGGAAACUUCUAUGUCCCAAGCGGGACAAACGGCGCUUGCAUAAUGCAAGUGUUCGGGGCAGCCAAUCAAGCCACGACCUUGCAAUUGAGAGUGUACGAUGGGAAUUUGAGGGCUUAUAAGUCGGAAUUGGUGGCUUCUAACAUCUUCGAUACUUGGUUUAAGCUGAAUGUGAUCCACGAUGUUGGCAAUUCUAGGGUUACAGUGUUCAUUAACGAUGCCCAAAAGGUUGUAUUGGGUGGCAAAGGAGCUUCCACCUUUUACUUUAAGUAUGGAGUUUAUUCUCAGGAUGGUUCUAGCAAUCGCAUGGAGUCAAGGUGGAGUGGUAUCAAAGUUUAUAAGAAGUAAUUUUUGUUUACUUUUCGGAAUAAAAGUACUGUGAAAAAUGUAAGUCCAGUACUGUGAAAUAAGAUGUUGAAAUAAUGCUAAUAAGCUCUAGGUUUAGUAGUACUAUACUACCAUACAAGGUGAUGCAAGUAUUUGUUGUGAUGAUAUACAUUCUAUACAAUGAUAUUUGCACGCUA
Humulus lupulus (European hop) is the source of this 758-nucleotide messenger RNA. Its product is annotated as citrate-binding protein-like. The transcript is spliced from 2 exons. The record is from RefSeq and is a predicted model, not a curated record. The annotation marks the transcript as partial. Lineage: Eukaryota; Viridiplantae; Streptophyta; Magnoliopsida; Rosales; Cannabaceae.